CUCAUUGCUUGCAACUCAAAACCUCAACUAUACCGAACACUUUUAUUCCUCUUCCUAUUUCUAUCUCCAUCUCCAUCUGAAACUCCAUCCAGACCUCAAUCUCGAUAUAUAUUUUCUUUUUUUUGGUGGAUCGGGAAGGAAGUAGAGCAAGAUGAGCUGUUUUGAUGCCAUUACGGGGAAGCGCCCAGAGGGGGGCAAGGGGACGAAGAUUAAAGGGACGGUGGUGUUGAUGAAGAAGAACGUAUUGGAUUUCAACGACUUGCACGCCUCGUUGCUCGAUCGCAUGCAUGAGAUAUUGGGGCAGGGGGUCACUUUCCAGCUCGUCAGCGCCACCGAAGGCGAUCCCAAUAAUGGGAAGAGAGGUAAGGUCGGGCCACCGGCAUACCUCGAGGAGUGGAUCACGACACUGACAUCCUUGUCUGCCGGCGAGUCCCGGUUCAACGUCACCUUCAAUUGGGAUGAGAGCCAAGGCAUUCCAGGGGCAGUCAUCGUCAAGAACAGCCACCAUUCCGAGUUCUUCCUCAAGUCGCUGACCCUGGAGGGAGUCCCUCGCAAGGGAAGAAUCCACUUCGUCUGCAACUCCUGGGUCUACCCAGUCGACAAGUAUACAUAUGACCGUGUCUUCUUUGCCAAUCAUACUUACCUCCCAAGCAAAACGCCUGAGCCACUGCGACCAUACAGACUAGAAGAACUGCUCCAUCUCAGAGGGGACGAUGUCACUGGCGAGCUCCAGGAGCAUGACCGGGUCUACGCCUAUGCUUACUAUAAUGAUCUUGGUGACCCGGACAAAGGUGCCGAGUAUGUCCGACCAGUUCUUGGUGGCUCCAGCGAGUACCCUUACCCUCGGCGUGGCCGGACCGGUCGCCCCCCUACAAAGACUGAUCCAAACAGUGAAAGCAGGUUGCCACUUCUAAGCCUCAACAUCUAUGUCCCCCGGGAUGAGCGGUUCGGGCACCUUAAGAUGUCGGACUUCCUUGCAUACGCUCUCAAGUCGUUGACCCAGUCGCUGCAACCACUCCUCAACACUGUGUUCGACAAGACCCCAAUGGAGUUUGAUUCUCUCCAAGACGUGCUGAACCUCUAUGAAGGUGGGCUGAAGCUGCCCGAGUUCCCUGCACUUGAAGAGAUCAAAGAUCGGAUCCCCUUGGAGAUGAUCAAGGAACUGGUCCGGUCCGAUGGAGAGCAGGUGCUCAAGCUCCCACUUCCGCAAGUCAUCAAAGAGGAUAAGGAUGCAUGGAGGACUGAUGAAGAAUUUGGCCGAGAAAUGCUUGCCGGCGUGAACCCUGUUAUAAUAAGGCGUCUCGAGGAAUUCCCUCCAACCAGUAAGCUUGAUCCAAAAACUUAUGGCGACCAUACCAGCUCAAUAACGGCAGCUCACAUUGAAAAGAAUUUAGAGGGCUUGACGGUAGAUCAGGCAUUGAAGAGCAACAGGUUAUUCAUUUUGGAUCACCAUGAUGCCUUGUUCCCUUACCUUAACCGCAUCAACUCUACAUCCCACAAGAUAUAUGCCUCUAGAACUAUACUAUUGCUCAAGGAUGAUGGUACUCUGAAGCCACUGGCCAUUGAGCUGAGCAAACCGCACCCAGAUGGUGAACAACAUGGUUCUGUCAACCAAGUCUUCACUCCAGCUGAAGACGGCGUUGAGGCUUCAAUUUGGCAGUUGGCUAAAGCCUAUGUUGCUGUCGACGAUUCUGGUUAUCACCAACUAAUCAGCCACUGGCUAAACACACACGCAGUGAUCGAACCAUUUGUGAUUGCCACAAACCGGCAGCUGAGCGUCAUGCACCCAAUCUACAAGCUUCUGAGCCCCCACUACCGUGACACGAUGAACAUAAAUGCCCUGGCUCGCCAGAUCCUCAUCAAUGCCGGGGGCGUCCUCGAAUCAACUGUUUUCCCCGGGAAAUAUGCAAUGGAGAUGUCUGCGGUGAUCUACAAGGACUGGAAGCUCACAGACCAUGCACUACCAGAUGAUCUCCUCAAGAGAGGAGUUGCUGUGCGGGACCCGAGCAGCCCACACAAGGUCCGGCUACUGAUCAAGGACUACCCUUACGCAGUCGACGGGCUAGUCAUAUGGUGGGCGAUCGAGAAGUGGGUCGCAGAGUACUGCUCCAUUUACUACCCCAGCGACGCGGCGGUCCGGGGCGACGUCGAGCUCCAGGCAUGGUGGAAGGAGGUCCGGGAGGUCGGCCACGGCGACAAGAAGAAGGAGACAUGGUGGCCAAAUAUGCGGACCUUCCGGGAGCUGACCAAGACAUGCAGCACCAUCAUCUGGGUGGCCUCCGCCCUCCACGCGGCCGUCAACUUCGGGCAGUACCCCUACGCCGGGUACCUCCCGAACCGGCCCACCAUUAGCCGCCGGUUCAUGCCCGAACCGGGUACGCCGGCCUACGAGGAACUGGAGAAAAACCCGGAAGGGGUCUUUCUGAAGACCAUCACGAGCCAGUUUCAGACCAUUCUUGGGGUGUCCCUUAUAGAGAUUCUAUCGAGGCACUCCUCGGACGAGGUGUACUUGGGGCAGAGGGACACGCCGGAGUGGACCACGGACCGGAAGGCUCUGGAUGCAUUCAAGCGGUUCGGGGACAAUUUGGUCGAGAUCGAGAAACGGAUUCUGACGAUGAACGAGGAUACGAGGAUCAAGAAUCGGAACGGGCCGGUGAAGAUGCCUUACACGUUGCUGUAUCCGAACACGUCCGAUUUCUCGCGUGUUGGUGGGCUCACCGGGAAGGGGAUUCCAAACAGCGUUUCCAUCUGAAGAAUUUGUCUGGGAUUUGCUGUUGGAGACCAAGUACAGUCUGUUUCCACCAUCCUUGCUCUGAUUAAGUGCAUGGGACUUCACUUUGAGUGGUGUUGAUUAGAGUGCUUAUACUUUAGCUAUAUAAAUAAAUGGUUCCCUCUAGUGAUGUUUUUUCUUUUCCUUUUUUUUUUUUGUACCAGAAAAUCAUAUAUCGUGUCUAAUUUUUUAAUUUUAAAUACAAUAAAUGUUGAUGUAAAUCCAAAUUGCCCA
Messenger RNA from Elaeis guineensis (African oil palm), 3004 nucleotides. Its product is annotated as probable linoleate 9S-lipoxygenase 4. Lineage: Eukaryota; Viridiplantae; Streptophyta; Magnoliopsida; Arecales; Arecaceae. Gene Ontology annotation, molecular function: protein binding; metal ion binding; oxidoreductase activity, acting on single donors with incorporation of molecular oxygen, incorporation of two atoms of oxygen. Gene Ontology annotation, biological process: lipid oxidation. The record is from RefSeq and is a predicted model, not a curated record.